Messenger RNA from Cinara cedri, 3832 nucleotides. The record is from the annotation of a GenBank genome assembly. NCBI's taxonomy places the organism in Eukaryota, Metazoa, Arthropoda, Insecta, Hemiptera, Aphididae.
ACUGGGCUCUCUUAUCAAAUAUUGCUAGCGGAAUAUCCAGAAAAUGUACAAUAUAUAUAAUUAAGAUAAGUAACUUAAAAAUCAAAUGUUUCAUCUUCUGCAACAAUAUUGAUUAUUAUAUUGUAUUACAUUAAUUAUUAUUUAUUAAAAAUAUUUUGUUUACCUAUCUUAAAUAAUAAAAAAAAGAAAGAUUGAAGUAUGACAAGUAAUCCUGUUAUUGAAUUGUUUAAUGAUCAAAAUAAACAAUUUGUUAAAGUAUGUGCACCUAUGGUCCGUUAUAGUAAGUAAGUACCUACACUUAUUUUUGAAUAUUUUAUUACUAACAAUUGACGCAUUUUUAAUAUUAAUAUUGCAAAAAUAGUGUACUCAUAGUUGAAUAUUCUUUUAGACUCCAAUUCCGAAAGUUGAUUCGUAUGUAUGACUGUGAUUUAUGUUUUACACCAAUGAUCAUGGCUGACUCUUAUGUCAAGUCAAUCAAAGCUAGAGAGCAUGAAUUUACAAUUGAUACAAGUUUGUUUAAACAUAAUAUUUACUUUGUUGUUUAUUAAUGGAAUUUAUUUAUCUUAUAGAUGACAGACCACUUAUUGUUCAAUUUGGUGCCAAUAAUGCAUCUGAUUUUGUAAAUGCUUCUAAUUUGAUAAUUACGUAAGUUAACUAUGUAUAAAUAUAUGUAUAUAAUUUUAUAACUUUAAAUUAAACAAGCGUUUGGUUUUUUAUAGACACUGUGAUGGAGUCGAUUUGAAUUGUGGCUGUCCACAAAGAUGGGCAUUAAAUGAUGGAUAUGGGGCACAGUUGCUAAAAAAUCCAGAAAUUAUCAAAGACUGUGUUCGUCAAUUUCGCAAUCGCAUACCUUCUAAUAAAACUAUAUCGGUUAAAUUAAGAUUACUUGAUGAUCAUAGGCAGGUAUUAAAUAAUAUAUUAUUAUGAUAAAUUAAUUUGCUAGAUUUUUAAAUCACCAAAUCAUGUAAUUCAUAUAAUAAAUCAUUCAAUAUAAAUAAUAUAAUAUAUUCAUAUCAUAUAAGUUAUUAGUGUUUGUCAUUGAUGAUAUUAUAGUACAGUAUAGUUGUUAAUUAUAAAGUGAUAAUAAAUUAGUUUUUUUCUUUAGAAGUACAUACAUUACUAUAAAAGUAAUAAAUAUUUUAGAUUUUGAGUAUCUACUAACUUGGUUAAAACAUGGAUUAUAAUAUUAUUAUCUAUAAACUACAGUAGGAAUUAUUAGGUGUUAUUUAAAAUUACACACUUUUCAUAAGACAUUUUGGUAGCGGUGAUGUUUGUUAUCCACACAAACUUUCUAGAUUCUGUGCUAUCUGCAUAAAAAUUAUACCGACUGAUUUAUACUUCAUUAUUAAAAUUCAUUUUUGCACAAUAUUAUUGUUUAUGAACACAUCACUCUGAUAUUAAAAAUGCACACAAUUAUCAAAAAAAUAAAAAAUAUGUCUAUAAAUAAGCAAAAGUAUUAAUUUUUUAAAAAAAAUCACAACUCUAUGUAAGUAGAAACAUAACGGUUUCAAUCAUUUUAGUAAGUUGAGCAUAUAAAAAUUAAACCAAAAUCUUUUUCUGAUUAGAUUUAGUGUCUUGUAUCUUUUAUUAACAUUGAGUAUUUGAAAUAACAAUUACUUUUGGUAAAAUAAUAUUGGUAGAUAUCAUACGCAGGACAUCAAUAUUAAUGCAAUAGUAGGUAGACAUGCAAUGUCACUUUUGAUAUUUCUGCAUAUAUAAGGUAUUAUUAUUAUUUUAUAAUGUUAACUAUAUAAAUUUUUUUUUUUCGGGUAGAUAGUAAAAACAACAAAAAAGAUAAAUUUUGCUUCUAGUAUACCUAGACAGAUAGUUGUUCAGCUCAGUACUUUCAUAUUGUGAAAAGAGCAUACAAAUAGUAAAAGAAGUUCAAAUAUGCAUCAAAUCUUUAAUUGUAAGCUCUGUUAAAAAUCAUUUACUGAACGUACUACGUCAAUGCUAGUUUUCAAAUCUUGUGAUUUGACACUUUAAAUUUUAAGUGACUUCUUAUUGUCUAAUUAAUUUUGAAUUUCUCAUGCAUUUGUGUUUUCUAUAAAUAAUUAUAUAAUAAAUAAUUUAAUAAUUUAUAAGGGUUUUCAACUGGAAGUAAUUUAUAAAAAUAACCUUUUUUCUAAAAAUUUUAUAGGAAAUCAAAUGACAUUGUAUCACUAUUAUCUUGCAGUGCAAAAUAGAACAAAUAUGAUAUCAUGUUUUGUGGUUUGGUGGUUUUUUAUAAAAAAAACCAUUCUUAUCCUAAUUAUAAUAUAUUGUGUAUUAUCAAAUGCAUGAUUUUAUUGACUUUAAAUGUUUUAAAAAGAGAUCAUACUGAAAAUGUAUAUGCCACUGUUGUAGUUGGGAAAUUAGAAAAAUAGGAUACAUAGUUAUUUAAUUUAUAUCUGUUUCAACGAUAAACCAUUGCAAAUGAAAAAUGUGAGUGAAGUUCUGUUAUACAAGGUUUGAAAUGAUGCAAUAGUUACGAUUUAGUUAAAAAUAUGAUGUUAAAACGCUUAUGAAAAAAAAACUACUACAUUAUGCUCAACUUUUUUUUCCACUAAGUUAAACUUAUAAUGAACCUCAAAUUAAAUUCUCAAGCAUUUGUGUUUAAUCAAAUUAUCUUAUCCACUGAUUACCUACUAAAUAAACUAUUAUAAUUCACAACUAUAAAAUGUUUAUAAAUAACUCAAUAAUCGCCAACAUUUUACUAAGUCUAUAAAAGUCUAAUAUAAGUAUUCUGUGAAAAUAUUCCACCUUACUAUAUUAUGUUUUUAAGAAAUAAAGUUAAAUAUAUUAUGUAAUUAAUACAUUGUUUUUAGGUUUAUUAUUUUUUUUUAUUCAGUUGUUUAUAAUUAUAAGUUACUGAUCAAAACUUCAAGUAAUUUUAUUUCUAUAUUUCAUAAAUUUAAAAUUAUAAUAUUUUUUUUUUUAUAGAAAAAGUGUAGAUCUUUGUCAAAAAGUUGAGGCGGCUGGAGUUUCAUUCAUUACCGUUCAUGGACGAAAAACCCUUCAAAAAAAUGAUCCUAUUGAUCAAGAGUGCAUAAAACUCAUAAAUGAAUCUGUGAAUGUUCCAGUCAUUUUAAAUGGCGAUGUUAAAAACUUAUCUGAUGCUAUUGCAAUGCAAAAGUAUACUGGUUGUAAAGGUAGUAGUAAAUUUCUUCAAGUAUAAAUGUCUAUGAUUAUUUUUUUAACAUUUAUUAUUUGUGUGCUUUAGGAGUGAUGAGUGCAAGAGGUAUAUUACAUAAUCCUGGUCUGUUUGCUGGUCAUAAUAGUACACCGCUAUCAGCUGUUCAAGAAUGGUUAAAUAUUCACCAUACUAACUUCCUAUGGUUUCAUCAUCAUUUAGUAUUUAUGUGUGAAAAUUUACUUCCUAAAAAUAUUAGAAAAAAAUUUAAUCAAUUGCGUAAAGCAUCAGAUGUAGUUUCUUUUUUAGAAGAUCAAUUUCAUAUACCAAAUGUACUUCAAAGUAAUAGGACAUUAGGAAAAGUACCUAGUGGAACGAGUGGGGCAUACUAUCAAAAUGUAUCUGAGAAGGAAACUAUUCUUUCUCAAUGUGAAGAUGUAAUGGAGGGCAUUUGUUUAUUUGAUUCUUAGCUUAUAGUUUAUUAUUAAAUAAUACAAAAUACAAAUAUUAAAUGUAUACAAUUUCUUUUUGUAUAAGUUAUGUACUUAACAUUUUUUAUAAUUUGUAAACAGAAUAAAUAAUGAAUUUUAUUCAAACAUAUAUAUUAUUAUAAAAUUAUUAUUUACUCCGUCUAUAUUACUAAAUAUAUAGCGAAUAGAAUAAAAUAUAAUAUUUUUAAAUUAUUCGGAAACUUUAAAUAAGUUUUUAAGAUUUUAGUUU